AUGGCAGUAGAGGCAGUAGUAUCUGUGGUGUUACAGAAACUAACGGACAUGCUGAAAGGGCAUUCACAAUCCCAAAACAAAGUCAUAGUCUACGACGUCCAGGAGAUCAUUAAGUCGCUCAAUUCGUUGAAAAAGUUGAUGGAAAUCAACCAGCAACCAGAAGAAUACCUUGAUGCUGUGUACAACAUCGAAGACGGGAUUGAGAAGUUCACUCUCAUUGUUGCUUGCAGGAGGGACGUAUUUGGUUUCUUAACAAACCAUAUUUUCUUCUUCAACAACUUGAAAUCUUGCUACAAUAUCCACCAGAAAGUAAAGAAAAUCACUACACAACUGAUGUACCUAAGAGAUCAUCAACCUCACCAGAGGACUCCUAUAAUAGAAGUUUCAAACGAAGAAAAAGCUGAUAAAGAACCUGUGGGUGAAAAUCAUACAACUGUAAAAAAUCACACCCCUUCACAGGGUUCUUCUUAUACUUCAGAAACACAAGAAACAAAUCAUGUAGGUUGUAUGGAUGAACUAAGCUUCAGUUACUCAUGCAACGAAGAAGAGAUUCAGAUUGUCGGUGUCAAAGAACGUUUUCAGCAAAGACGGCGAAUUUCAAGCUUUUCCUACAAAGAAGAAGAUUUGGGAAUCUUUGGGCUGAAAGAAGAUGUCGACAUUCUGGUUGAUCAUCUCACCAAAAACAGUACUGAACAUGUUGUCUCUAUUAUUGGUGAAAGGGGUAUAGGCAAAACAACACUUGCUCGCAUAAUCUACAAAAAUAAAGACAUCAAGCGCCAUUUUCAAUUCUGUGCUUGGGUUUCGGUGUUGGAGGAGUACUCCACAAAAGACAUACUGCUAAACUUGUUCAAGGCAACCCAAAGUAUCACGGAUAAACCCAUUAAUAUGGAUGAUGAGAAAGUAGUGAAGUUGAAGCUUUCAUCAUACCUCAAGAAUAAAAGGUACUUGGUUAUCCUAGAUGGCUUAAGUACUUGCAAUAACUUGGAAGUUUUAAAGGAAACCUUACCAGAUGAAAAGAACGGAAGUAAGCUGCUCUUGACUUGUUUACAAACGAUCGAAACUCCACAGAUGAAGAUAGUUUCGCAUCGUAUGAUGCCUCUAACUGAAGACGACAGCUGGAACAUGUUCAGAGAGAAGAUCGGGAAAGAACAAAGUUGGGCUCUGGUUCCAGAGAAAUCAAAGCUUGCAAUUCUACAGAGCUGUAAGGGUCUACCCCUGAAUGUUGUCCUACUUGCAGGUUUUUUCUCCAUGAAGGAUCCAAGCAGCUGGUCUCAAGUUUUCUGUUGUGAGCAAAACUCUGUAAACAUAUUGUCUCUUUGCUUUAACGACUUGAGCGACCACUUGAAGGUAUGCUUGCUUUAUUCAGUGCUUUUUCCUAAAGGAUUUGACAUUCCAGUAAGGAGGUUACUGCGGCUGUGGCUUGCAGAAGGCUUUGUCAAACAGAAUUCGACCAAAGUGUUUCCAGAAGAUAUCGCCCAAACAUAUUUUGAAGAAUUAGUCAACCGAAACAUGAUUCAAAUAUCAAAAUUGAGGUCUGACAAUAGCCCAAGAAGAUGUCGCGUGGUUGGAGUUCUUCAUGAUUAUUUGUUGCCAAAAGCCCAAGAAACUAAUCUGUUUCACAACUAUCGUAAGUUGGUUAAUUCUGAAGAAGUAGAUUUUCCCAAUGUCCGUAGGAUAGUUGAAUAUGAUAGUCCAAAGAGAGAACAAGGAAACGACAGAAGAGAAAUCAUUGGUAAGGAAAAUGUUGCCUACUCUUCAUCCUCAAAUUAUUUCUCUUCGUUUACAUCAAAUGAGAGUCCAUCGUCCCCUAAGAAAUCACAGCCUAAAAGUUCUUUGUUCAAUCCGACCCAUUUACGAACUUACACAUCAUUUAACUAUCAGAAAACAGAUUACAUGCAUGCUAAGACAAUUGGAAAUCUUUUGGGACAUAUAAUCAGUAAUGGCUUUGGGUUAUUACGGGUGCUUGACUUAGAGGGCGUGUAUAAACCCAUCUUACCCGAAAACCUUGGUAACUUAUGCAAUUUAAGGUACUUAGGUCUGAGAUCGACAUAUUUAGAUACUCUUCCAUCAUCAGUCGGUGAAUUGACACACUUAGAAACCCUAGAUUUGAAGCAUACAUGCAUAGAUGAGCUGCCAUGUUCCAUUUGGAGACUGAAAAAACUUUACCAUCUGAAUCUUAAUGAAAUGCGUCUCAAUAUGCAUCCAAAGUACUCUUCCUUGAGGCUCUGGACAUUAUGGGGAUUGUCUUUGGAUGAGAAAGUCCCCAUAAAGGAUGGUUUAGACAGGUUGAAUGAUCUUAGAGAACUGGGUAUUACAUUCCAGCUAAGCUCCAACCAGUAUGACUUAAUGGAAUGGAUCUCCAAGUUAACAGAAUUACGCUCCUUAAGGCUGCGAUCCAAAGAUAGUCUAGGGCGCCCUUCAAAACUGAUGUUUAAAUCAAUGUCAGAACUUGGGCAACUUUCCCAUCUAAACUUGUUGGGGAAUUUAGAAAAGCUACCUGAUUUAAAUGAAUUCCCACCAACGCUGAAGGUUUUGACAUUGUCAAUCUCACUGCUGAAGCAGGAUCCUAUGCAAACUCUCGGUCAACUUCCGUGCUUGACAGUGCUCCGGCUCUUGGGACAGUCCUACAUAGGGAAAGAAAUGGUUUCCCAUAAAGGAGGGUUUAGUAAGCUUAGGGUGUUGAAAAUGUGGAUGCUGAAGGAACUGGAGAGCUGGUUUGUUGAAGAAGGAUCAAUGCAAAGCCUUAAACAUCUAGAUAUCAGGUGUUGUGAUAAACUACGUAACAUUCCAAUCAGAUUGCUGCAACAACAGCAGUUAGAACACCUGGUAUUGACAGGCAUGCCACAAAUAUUCACAACCGAGGUCGAGCGCAUGAAAUCAGAUCACACGUCCAUAACCAUCAACGAUUGGAAAUUUCCAACUUUACCUUGAGAGAAAGAUGAUUCUACUUUGGUGAAACCUAGCUAAACUUCAGUCAAGCACCAGUCAUAUUCUCAGAUGCUUUUGGCGAACCUUUGUCUGUAGUCAAAAGUUUGUAAUUGUAGUGCGUUUCAUGAUUAAUUUCUCAUUGGCAAAUUGUACUUUAAUUUAUUCCUGCAUGCCCAACAAAAAGUAAACAAUAAUCCUUUUAUCAUCCUCUUGAUUGAGUUAGUUCCACCACUGGUUUGUAUACCAA
Lactuca sativa (garden lettuce) is the source of this 3175-nucleotide messenger RNA. RefSeq names its product putative disease resistance RPP13-like protein 2. Gene Ontology annotation, molecular function: ADP binding. Lineage: Eukaryota; Viridiplantae; Streptophyta; Magnoliopsida; Asterales; Asteraceae. Gene Ontology annotation, biological process: defense response to other organism. The record is from RefSeq and is a predicted model, not a curated record.